Molecule: messenger RNA, 3302 nt
Organism: Anguilla rostrata (American eel)
Lineage: Eukaryota; Metazoa; Chordata; Actinopteri; Anguilliformes; Anguillidae
Gene: sec22a
Product: SEC22 homolog A, vesicle trafficking protein
Exons: 5
Coding region: 16-843 (275 amino acids)
Biological process (GO): endoplasmic reticulum to Golgi vesicle-mediated transport
Cellular component (GO): membrane
Source: RefSeq, a predicted model, not a curated record
CCAUAAUAAAGACUGAUGCCUUUUUCUAUCAGGAAACCAGAAUCGGAGUGUUUGUUUUUUAUCCGCUGUAACUGCGGACAGCGAGGUCCUCACACCGCCGGCGUGUUUCCCAGUUUCACCAGCUCGUUGGGCGUGGGGUACCUGAUGAUCUGCACGGACAGCUACCCCAGCGUCCUGGCCUUCUGCUUCCUGGACGAGCUGCAGAGGGAGUUCAUCGUAACGUACGACACCAAGCGGACAGACGGCGCCGUGCGGCCCUACUCCUUCAUCGAGUUCGACACCUUCAUCCAGAAGACCAAGCAGCGCUACAACAGCCCCCGCUCGCUCUCCACCAAGAUCAACCUGACGGACAUGCAGACUGAGAUUAAGCUCCGCCCACCCUACCAGCUGACUGUUGAGGAUGUGGGCAUGGCCAAUGGAUACUCGCUCCACACGCCCUCCAAAUACAAGGGCAUAGCUCCCAACCAAAUGCUGGAGCCGGUGACCCUGCCUGGGAUCGUGUCCUGUGUGCUCAGCCUGCUGUGUACGGGACUAAACCUACUGCGCGGAGUCCAUGCCAUUGAGAGCAUCAUACAGAAUGAAGAUGAAGACUUUAAUUACGUUAUUGCCUUUUUCCUGGGAAUGGCGGCUUGUCUGUAUCAGUGCUACCUGUUUGUGUACUGCACAGUGUGGCGCACGGGCAAGUCCUUCCUGUGCCUGGCGCUGAUCUGCCUGUGCAACAUGUACCUGUACGAGCUGCGCAACCUGUGGCAGAUCCUGUUCCACGUAACGGUCGGCGCCUUCGCCACACUGCAGAUCCACCUGCGCCGCCCGCAGGGCAAGGCCCCGGACUAUACCGUCUGAGCGCGGGGGACUCAAACCCGCAACCCCCCCAACCCCAAACCCACUACCCCGCAGGGCAAGGCCCCGGACUAUACCGUCUGAGCGCAGGGGACUCAAACCCGCAACCCCCCCAACCCCAAACCCACUACCCCGCAGGGCAAGGCCCCGGACUAUACCGUCUGAGCGCGGGGGACUCAAACCCGCAACCCCCCGGCCCCAAACCCACUACCCCCGCAGGGCAAGGCCCCGGACUAUACCGUCUGAGCGUGGGGGACUCAAACCCGCAACCCCCCGGCCCCAAACCCACUACCCCCGCAGGGCAAGGCCCCGGACUACACCGUCUGAGCACGUGCCGCCCUCUGGGGGGGCUGCUGGGGACUGAGAUACAACCCCCCCCCCAACCCAAAACCUCAACCCUCCCACCACCCCCACAACACCAUCCCAAUCCCAGCGGCUCAGGAGACUGGAGACUGCUUUCGCCAAAUUCCGUAAUGCCCACUGUUACUGUCCGCGGCCUCCUGGCAGCGUGUGCUGGGGAUCACAGGCGGCCGGCCGCAGCCAAAACCGAACCCUGACUGACUGAGGACCGGCUGACCUCGGGCACUCUGAGCUCCUGGAAUCAAAUUGUGAAUGAACUGCAGACCUUCAGUUUGUGCUCGGCCCGGUGGCCUAGAGCUUGUGUAUUUCAGCUAAUCGUUUCCUGAAAACGGCAUUGUAUAUAGUUAGCAUUUUUUUUUUAAUGUAGACACAGUAGUUGUUAAUUGAGUUACAUGCAUUGACAUCACGGGUUGUAUGGAGUUUGUCUGGGGGUUUUUUUUCAGAUAGCAUUUUCACUGAAUUGCAGUCAGAAGUGCAAUGCGAAUUGAGUGACAUGCAAAAAAGUGCAAUGUAGUGCUCUGCAGCAGGGAUCUUUUGAGUUUUUUUCCUUAUAUACUUUGACCAGUGGAGAAAAAAAACAAAACAAAUAAUAAUAUAUUGGCUUGACAGUAGCAGCUGGUUUACGGUCGUCUGUCAAAAGCCAGGUCCCUCCGAAAACAAAAUAAAACGAAAAACAAAAAACUCUGUCAGACGUGGCAUUUUAGAAAAAUUGAGCUUGUGCCAGGAAGCGGCCGUCACGCGCAUGUCAACGCUGGAAGGCGGCGCUCGCGCUCCAGCUCGCGCUCCCGGCUCUCCUCCCAUCUGAGUGAUGUCCCGAUUUACCCGCGCGCCCACAGCAGGCCGCCUGUAACCGCCGACUUCGCGCGGCGUAGCCCCCCAGAGCCCAGGCGUAUUCUGGGCCGAAGACUGCAGUUACGCUCCCGGCGAAUCCGGUAAAACAAACCGCGGGAUGAAUACGGAAUAAUAAUUUUACGGAUAAAGGCGAAGGAAAAAGUAACGGAAGUAAAUUCUUUUUUUAAUUCCAACUUCUGAUACCCGAUGGAUGAGGUUUCAGGGAAAUGAGCUGCGAGGCAAAAGCGGAAUAAUAAUUUUAACUAAAAAAAAAAACGAAUGAGUGAAUGACGUUUUAAUUCCGGCGUAUUGUUAUUCCCGGAAUACGGUUUUUAAAUUGAAUGGUUGCAGAAGUGCGUUUCCAAUAAAUUUUACAUUGUAAGUUUAUUUUUUAUGAUCCCAACCCUCCCUUCCGCCUCCCCGUUUGCUUUUGGUCCCGCUCCCAUUUUGUUAUUUAAAAAUUCUGUCUGCUAGGUUUGCACGUGCGCUUUGCGGUGCAUGCGGUUCAUCGCGCACACCCUGUUUUUUUCCCUGUUAAUCGUCAGUAACCUCUCAAGCUAAUUAAAUUCUUUAUCAAACAACGACUUUCCAUUUCGUUAAUUGGAGAAAUUAAAACGGGGUUGUUCCAACAUUGCUCUCCGCAUAUCUGCGGUUCAGCGUGCCCGAGGCUCGGAAAGUAGGCUCGAGCAGCGUGACAUCAGAAGUCCUUUGUGUGUGACGGGAUUUGAAUUUGUACCCAGCCAACGUGCGAUAUUCUCUCGCCGGCGUUCUGACAUUUCAGCCGCACUGUUCGGCACAACCCCUACGGCUAGGAGCGCCGCGAGACUGCUAUACAGUACGUCAACCCCGCAGCCUGGAGAAUAGAGAUGACUAGAAAAAUAUAUACCUUACGCCGCGGUCCCUCCUCGACUAAUAUACCACAUGGUGUGACAUUUAAUUUUGUUCUCCUGCAGGGGUCCCCAAGCCUUUUCACCGAAGGCCCCACUUAGAAAGAUGAGCUCAUCGUCUGUGGCUGGGGGGGGGAGUGGGGGGGCAUCAUUUCCCACACCCUCACAAUGUGAUUGAGCUUCGCACCAACCAACUGGCCUCAUGUUGCCCUCACAUGCAGCUAAUUGCCUGCUGCAGAUACUCUGCCUAAGAAUGCCUUUGCCUCCUCAGCAGAACCCUGUGUACUGUCUGUCAGUGUUUAUAUCAGUGCCGAUGGUGGUGCGCCAAUUUACUGUGUGUUCAAAAACAAUCUUCAGAAACAUAAUAAAGGUGUAGAGGUUUCA